Molecule: messenger RNA, 2562 nt
Organism: Centruroides sculpturatus (bark scorpion)
Lineage: Eukaryota; Metazoa; Arthropoda; Arachnida; Scorpiones; Buthidae
Exons: 3
Coding region: 69-1121 (350 amino acids)
Biological process (GO): regulation of apoptotic process; apoptotic process
Source: RefSeq, a predicted model, not a curated record
UCUCUUAGGAAAAUAAGAAACGUCCAUAUAAAAUAUGGAGUGGAGAUAGACAAAAACGAAAAUCUGUUAUGGCCGCCUCACUUAAAGAAUUAAAAGAAAAAGGAGGUGAUAAAUUAGGUUACAGUACUUGGUCUGAUUUGAAAGUAGUAAUAGAAAGUGAUGGCACAGAAGUGGAAGAUGACAACUACCUUCACGUUGUAGAACGUGACACAGUAUUACAACUGCUCUGUCCGGAAGAAACAUGGUUACCUCCUGGUGUAGAAGCAUUGAGAGCAGCUAUUGCAGCCAUUCCACGCAUUGUGUAUAAUGCUAUUAAUAGUAUGGAGUUAGUUGAUAAAGAACCAUCGUGGAAAAUAAUGGAUAACAGAGGAAGAGUUACAGUUGUACUCCAUUGGGAUCAGAAGGAUAUUCAAAAGUCAUCGGAGCCUGAACCAACUAUCAUUACUUCAGAUUCUUCAUGGAAGGUUGAGGUUGUAUCAAAAGAUAGUCAGAAUGAAGCCAAUGUAAGAGAGAGAUCUGAGGCUAGAAAAUUUUCUAAAGUUAGUUUUGAUGGCAUUGCUUCUAGACCAACAAUAGUAAUCAACGAAAAUCAACCAGGUGAUGAGGAACAGUCUGAAAGUCCGAAUCAAAACGAUCAUUUAGAUUGUGACUUUCAUUGUUCCGGUUUACACGAUGGUGCUAAAAUACAAAUAAAUAGAUCGGCAGCUACCUCUCCAAUUCCCGAGGGAACCGAAGUGCCAAGAAAGGAAUGUAUUGCAAUCCAAAAGAGAGACUUUUCGAAAAAUCAAGUCACAUUAAUCAAUAUACCCAAAGAAAAUAAAGAGGAGGGUAAUGAAAAUUCUAAUGUGGAAGACGAGCAGCUUUCUGAAAGAUAUUUACUCCUUGUUGAUCAAUUGUCUCUAGAGAGAAAUCGUCAUUUAAAUCUAGUUGAUAUUGGAAUAAUUUUAGAUCAGUUAAGCUCUAAGAUAAUAGAUGUUGAUCAUUUAGAAAGAGAACAGGAAAGUUCUGAUGUUCAUAAUUGGACCAUCAAAGCAACAAUUCGUGGCGAUGUUCUUCAAGAAAUAGGUGUAGUGUACAAUGGGCAAUAUUAUGGUAUUAUGGAACAUCCAGGUUACUUUUAAUAUCUUAUUUAUAGUAAUAAAAUAUAGACAUGUUUUAGAUUUGGUUAGUGAUAAUUGAUGUAAUAGAUGAUAAUAUAAAUUUCAGGUAAUAUACAAUUACAUAUUGAAAUUAGAAUUUUCAGCUAAGCAAAUAUUUCAAGAAAAGAAUGAUAAUGCUCAAUGAGAUUGACAAUACAUUGUUGUGAUAUUUUUGUUGUUUCAAAUAUGAUAGAUUAUUCAAUAUUCAUAUAGGACUCUUAAACAAAUUGUACAAAAUCUUGUAAUGUUGCUUUUUGAAGUUAUAUAGCCUUUACGCUAAAUACUAUAAUUGAAUUCAAAUUUUUACAAAAGUUGAUGUUUGAAAAAACUAAUUGAUGUUGGUUACAGAAAAAGUUUAUGAGAUUGAAUCAAACAAAAUUUUAUAUUGAAUUAUGUGAAUUGAGAAAAAUAACUGAUGAAAUAUCAAAGAUGUUGUAAUAAUAUUGCACAAAAAAAUAUCUAUGGUUGAUAUCUAAUUACUGAAGUUAUAAUUUUUUUGAAAAAUUUGAAAAGUUAUAACAGAACAAGAUUCAAAAUUGGUAUCUUUGGAUAAUAAGCCCAAACAUCCUAUCAUAUGCUAUUUGGCAAAGGAAUAUAUUUUGGAGUUUUAAAGUUUAAACUUAUGAAUUGAAGUGCCUAGCAGAAUUUGUUGCAUAUUAAGUUCUAAUAUUUGAUAAAUGGCCAUUGUGAUUAAAAUGAAUUAAAGCGCAAUGUAACAUAAUAAUGAUCACAAAAAUAUUCUUCAAGGUGAUAUCAAAUAUAAGAAUAAAAUUUAUAAACAAUUUGCAAGGUAGGAAUUUAAGCCUAGUAUUUAUAGAUAACAACAAAAAAGUUUUAUCAGUUGUUGUAAUGCUGCAUAUUGUUGAAUCAAUGUAAAAUUCAGAUUAAUUGUAAAUAUUGUUAUUAUAUCAGUUACUAAUUGGAAACUAAUUGAACAGCUAUUCCUAAAAUUUAAAAUUCCAAAAAAUAUUUCUAAAUAUUCCAUUAGAUCAUUUAUAGAGCAUUGUACUUGGUAUUCAAAAAGGUACCAAGUUUAAAUUUUGAUCUGGAAAACUGUUGAAAUUUUUCAAAAAUUUAAACCUAAUAUAUACUUUAACAUUUCAUCUACUAUGCUAAUAUAAUGUUUAUCUAGAGAACUAAUUUCUCUAGAAUGCAUUUUAAACUGAGAGAUAUAAAAUUUUUAAAUUUUCAAGCAUGUUGAAUAAUGAUUAAAAAAUGAACAUUUGAGAAAAGCUUGUUCUUCAAAAUAUAUUAUUAAAAGAUUUGUGUGGGGUAAGAUUUUUGUUACAAAAUUUUUAUAUUUGAAAUCAUACCAUGUGUUAAGAAAUGUUUUUAAUAUUACUUAUGAGGUAUCCUGAUAAGUUAGGAAUCUUUGAACAAUAUAAAUUAAAAUGAAAUUAUUUAAGGAAUUAAUCAGUGAUUU